UCAAUAUUCACAUGGAAUUUAUUUCUUCAUCAACGAAUUGAAUUGUAUUUGUCUAUUGAGAUUGUUAGUCAAUUUAAUGCUUACUUAUUUCAUUCAUAAACCUUUGAUUUAAUACGCCUCCUAAUUUCGAUUGUUUUUUCUUCCUACCUUCCUCAUAAUGUUUCGUGUUUUGUAUUCCUCAAUCCGUCCCACUUUUUAUAGGCCACACGUUGACACCCUUUAUUCAAGAUGUCCUAAAAUAAUAUUCCGAGGUCACAUUUCAUGUAUUGUGACUCGUACCAAUUGAGGUUGGCAUGAGUGGUUAAGGGCCUCUUGCUCCUUAACCAAGGUUUCGGUUUCGAGUCUUGGAAAUGGAAAAAAUAUCAAUUGGGAGGGAUGCUGCCCACCGAGUUACCCAUGCAAACUCCCGCGGGAUAUUAGUCCACUCGCCGAAGGCGGUGGGAACUCCUCGUAGUAGAACCAAGAAAAAAAAAAAGUAUUGUGACACGUGUACUUUAUCUAAGAUUUGAUCCAAAAUACCAUGUCAAAGAUCAAUAUGCGUGCCCUUGUGCACAAUAAUGUAAGAAUGCUUAAAAUGCUACGAAGGGAGUAAUGUAAUUACUAGAGUAUUUGAUCAUGCUAUAAGGUUGAUUAGUUAUUAGUUGAAUUUCAUAACACAAAAAACAAAAUAAUUAGAAUUGACAACAAUUUAGAUCGAAUUGAGUGGUACUUGUCAGGGUGUGUUUGCUUGAUAAAAGUGAUAACUUUAUUUUAAUUCUAUACCCCAGAAAGAAAGAAACUUAUAAAAGAAAAGAAAAGAUAGUCAGUACUUUUUUCUUUCUGAAUUGUCUUUUUCUUAGAUGUCUUGAGUGUUGACCAUAGUUUUACUUUUCUUUAUAUUUCUUUCACACAUCACAUUAUUGUUUGGUAGUUCUAAAACUUCUGACUUUUGAGUCAAAUUAUUGCAAAACAUAUAGGAAUUCCAACAAUACAUUAUACAAGUAGUGUUCAUGGAGUCGUCUAACACUUGGAGUAUUAAAUUAAACUGAUUCAAAUAUAGUUAAAUCACAAGAAAUGGAGAUUGAAGUGAACUGUAUGACGAAAAACAAAACCGGGUUUUAAUUGAUUUUAUUGGAUGUUAGAGUAUGUAGUUAUGUACAUUGAGGCUCUUAAAGUGGCUCACCAAGUAGCUCUUCAAGUAGUUUUCCAAUAAGAACUAUCUUUUGGCCAACAUUGGGGCUCUUGAGUGGUUCAUGAGGGGAUCUUGAUUAGCUCUUUAUGGAGAGCUAUUUCAAGGUAACUCUUGCCCAAUGGCCCUCCAAGAGUUGAUUCUUGUUAAAAAGUGGGUAACUUUGAAAAGUGGAUAGUAACUUUUAAAAAGACAAUUAAUUAUGGAUCAUUAAAUGGUAAAAAGAGACUUGAUAGCUCACUUGAAGAACCAACCAAUGUUGGGUGUUUUUAGGAAUGAAUUCUUGAGUGUGUCUUGUACACAGAUAGUGGUAGAGAGAGAGUGGAGAGUCCUCCGAGAGCUCUUUUAAAGAGCCAACCAAUGUACAUGCUCUACCGGAGUACUCGGUAUUACUUUUUCAAGUUUGAUUGUAUUUUUGCUUGAAGCUAUCUAUGUACUUUUUCGUUUAUCUUAUAAUUUUAUUUUUUUUGUUUUGAUCGGGAAUGCAAUCUAAUUAAUUUCCUUUUCGCUUGCAUAAAAUCACAUGCUAUUAAAGCAUUUGCAAUCCUAAAAUCCCUAGUAUAAGAUGGAAACCAUGUACUAUGAAUCCAUGAUAGGUACCCUUGACUUCUUUUCAAGAAAAAAAUAAAGUAGACAUAGCCACAUUGGGCAUGUGUGGAUCAUAGUGUCCUCAAUUUGGUAUAUACGGAGUAGCAUAUAUUCUUCCCCAUUUCUGUAUAAAUAUACAAAAAAAUUGAGCUUUCUUGUAUAUAAAUUUGAGCACUCGUGUUUGACUUGUAUUAAUGAAUUACAAUCUCAUAAGUGUUUGGUGAUAGGUGAUGACUUGACAAUAGACCAUGACUAGUGAAACUUUCUUUUCAAGCCUUAGCGCGUUUCUUUGGUCAUUUAGCUAGUUGCUUUGUUUUUUAAUAAUCCAUUUUCUUUAUGUUUAUUGUUUAAUACUCCUAAUAAUCAUAUACUUACAUGAUAGGUUAAGAUUUCUCUCUACGUAAAAUGUAUGGCUUACCCAGUUACCCUGUUUAAAAAUUCGACUAUAACUGUAUUUUUGACUAGUGUACAUUUUGUUUAUCAAAGAAUCAAGCAUGUGUAUCUUUUCUAAAGACUUGAGGAGGUGUGGUUGUUAUUGAUAAAUGAUAAUAAUUUAGCUUGACUUUUAUAAUUUAUUCAACUUUUGUGUUUAAAUGAAACAUCUACGCGCUUUCAUGGGGACUGAUUUGCUGCCUCGUGCCCUAUAAAAGCAUGCAGCUAUUAAGCAGUUUUUGGUUACUUGCUUUUAGUUUUGCUCUUUUCCUCUAAGAAACAUUCUGAUUCACUGUAAUGGUACUCAAAAGGCAACUUGGUGAUGACGGGAGUGGCAACUCAUCACAAAACAAUAACUCCCAUAGCCCGCCAACCAAAAUUCAGAAAGUUGUUAACUAUGUAACGAAAGAAGUGUCAGUGCAAGAGAUUGCAACACAAAUAUCUGCAAUAUUGGAACCUGCACUUCGUAGAAUGGUGAAGGAGGAAGUGGAGCCUCUGAUUUAUUUUCUUCAGUCAUCUCCAAGACAUCCGCUUGGUCUCCAGCAAGAUCUAUUUCCUUUAAGAAGCCUGCAGCUGCUUUUUGUCAACAAAUUGCCUUACACACUUUUUACAAAUAGUAAGGUAGAGGACGAGGAGCACGACCCUCUUCGGAUAAAACUAGUGGAUGCAAAGUCUAAGAGCCUGAUCCAACAUGGUCAAUUCUCUUCUAUGAAGGUUGAGAUUUUUGUUCUUAAUGGUGAUUUUGCUGCUGAUGGACGGGAAGAUUGGAGUGAGGGCGAGUUUAAAGAGAACAUCUUGCGUGAGAGAGAAGGUAAACGGCCAUUGUUGGUUGGAGAUAUUUCCUUUGCACUUGUUGGUGGUCUUGGAACCAUUGAAAACAUCAUGUUCACUGACAAUUCAAGCUGGGUGAGAAGUAGAAAGUUCAAGUUGGGGGUUCGAGUUUUGUCAAGAGCUUCUCAUGGAAUUGGCAUCAGGGAAGCCGUCAGUGAUGCUUUUACGGUGUUGGACCAUCGUGGGGAAUCCUAUCAGAAGCACAAUACACCAUCCUUGGAUGACCCAGUUUGGCGUUUAAAAAAAAUAUCAAAACAAGGAGCAUCGAACAUGAAAUUGGAGAAAAAUGGAAUCAGGACAGUAAAGGAUUUCUUGAUGCAAUAUCACUUGAACUCGUCAUAUUUACGACAUGUGCUUGGCAAAGGGGUUGCUAAUAGGACAUGGGACACAAUGGUGAAGCAUGCUAAUGAAUGCCACCUAGACAACACAUGCUAUAGUUACUGUAAUGAAGUGGAUCGUACUCAGCUCCUGUUCAACUGUGUCUACAAAGUCGUAGCUGUGAAGUUUAAAGGUCAAGAUUAUCAGCCCGUUGAUGCUCUUGAUAUUUGCCAAAAGGGUCUGGUGGAGAAGCUGAAGCAGUUAGCAUUCUUGAAUGUGAAUCAGCUGGUUCCAGUUAUCAAUCCGUCAGCUAUCUCUACUUCAAUGCAACCAACUAUUGAACAUUUCCAAUAUUCUAGUCCGAAGCUGGAAUUACAGCAUGAUUCUCUUUCGAUUAUAGAUCAAGCUGAACCAGAUAAGAAGUUGGACAUCAAUCUAUCAGAUUCAGCAUCAUAUCCGUGCACAAUUGAAGAUGGCUAUCUACUGGAAGGCGACUCAGCAUCUCAGACAAACCAACCGAUACAAGGGUUCACCCCAGGCUCUUUACUGAUGUGUGAUUACUCUGCUGAACCCUCUGACAAAGCAUACAACUGGUUCCAUAACAGUCCAAUUUCAACAUUUGCACAAAACUGUCAGUUUGGAGAGCUUUCUCAUAUUCAAACCACACCAUUUUAUCCUGUUACUACAAAUUGGGGACAAGGGGACAACUUUUUAGCAGCUUCAACACCUGAUGUACAUUUAGGUAUCUUCUCCCAGGUUCCUGAUAUUAGAGUUGAUAUCUCAGGCACUGGAAAGUCCAGGGCUGGGUGGUGUAAGAUCCGAGCUGCUGUCAUGUGGAAGAUUGUUAGACGAACUGUUGCUGCUAGAAGGAAAGCACAGUUUCCUUUCGGGUAUCAUUAAUGCAGGUGAAUAGAUGAUGCUACACUGCUCAUUCUCUGAACCUUGAAAUUGCUAGGUAUAUAGUUAGAGUUGCGGCUCCCAUAGAAAUGGGUGGCGUUUAUGUCGAAAUUUCGUUAAUGAAUGUAUAAUGAACAAUAAAACAUGCAGAAGGCAGAAUUGCCAUCUACAUACUCUUGUAGUUAUGAUUGCUACCAGCACAUAUGAUCUUGAUUUUGUCGUAGA
Molecule: messenger RNA, 4459 nt
Organism: Spinacia oleracea (spinach)
Lineage: Eukaryota; Viridiplantae; Streptophyta; Magnoliopsida; Caryophyllales; Amaranthaceae
Product: calmodulin-binding protein 60 B
Exons: 8
Coding region: 2486-4237 (583 amino acids)
Biological process (GO): regulation of salicylic acid biosynthetic process
Cellular component (GO): nucleus
Molecular function (GO): DNA-binding transcription factor activity; sequence-specific DNA binding; calmodulin binding
Source: RefSeq, a predicted model, not a curated record